Molecule: messenger RNA, 555 nt
Organism: Erythranthe guttata (spotted monkey flower)
Lineage: Eukaryota; Viridiplantae; Streptophyta; Magnoliopsida; Lamiales; Phrymaceae
Source: RefSeq, a predicted model, not a curated record
ACAAAAAUGCCAUCCGAGAUUCAAUUGGGUUCCCACACCAUAAGGUCUCAUGGAUACCAAGUAGCCAGGUUUCACAUGCAUGAUUGGCUUAUUCUUUUGCUGCUUGUGGUGAUAGAGGUCGUUCUUAAUGUGAUUGAACCAUUUCACCGGUUUGUUGGAGAAGAUAUGAUGACAGACCUGAAAUACCCUUUGCAAGACAACACUAUUCCGUUUUGGGCUGUUCCGAUAAUUGCAAUCAUAUUGCCUUUCAUUGUCAUCGUCGUCUUCUACUUCAUACGACGAGAUGUCUAUGAUUUACACCAAGCUGCGUUAGGCCUGCUCUUUUCGGUGCUUAUAUCUGGUGUUCUUACUGAUGCAAUUAAAGAUGCUGUUGGUCGACCUCGACCAGACUUCUUUUGGCGCUGCUUCCCUGAUGGUAAAGGGGUGUUUCAUAAUGUGACGGGGGAUGUCAUGUGUACUGGAGUGAGUAGUAUCAUAAAAGAAGGUCAUAAAAGUUUUCCGAGCGGACAUACCUCAUGUGAGUAUAACCUAUCAACGACUUACAUCAGUGCUCUC